This is a messenger RNA of Passer montanus (Eurasian tree sparrow), 3976 nucleotides long. RefSeq names its product homeobox B5 (gene HOXB5). Gene Ontology annotation, molecular function: RNA polymerase II cis-regulatory region sequence-specific DNA binding; DNA-binding transcription factor activity, RNA polymerase II-specific. The transcript has 2 exons. The record is from RefSeq and is a predicted model, not a curated record. The coding region runs from base 2068 to 2865 and encodes 265 amino acids. NCBI's taxonomy places the organism in Eukaryota, Metazoa, Chordata, Aves, Passeriformes, Passeridae. Gene Ontology annotation, cellular component: nucleus. Gene Ontology annotation, biological process: regulation of transcription by RNA polymerase II; anterior/posterior pattern specification.
AUUUUCGUGACGAUGCCCCCUGAUCCCCCAGGACGCGCAACUGGAGUUUCAGGGGACAGAAAAAUGUGAUUUUCCCCCCUUUUUUUGGCUCUGAUGUGCAAUGGAAGCCCUUUCACCAGGAGCGUUUCCUGGCUGACAUUUCUGCCUCCAGCCCCGCGCUCUCCUCUCUCGCUCUCUCUUUUUUUUUAUUGUUACAGUACAAAGAGUUAUGACGAAACGCCGUCCCAUCUCCAUAAUAAAUCAAGGAAACGGGCAAAAAUACGCUCUCAUUUAUCCACCAAAGCUACCUAACAUUUGCCCAGCAUCUUUCAAACAUCUGCUCCCUCGCUCCGCGCCCCCAAAUCAAAGAGAAAUGUGGCGCAAAAAAAAUAAAAAAAAAAAAAUUUAAAAAUUUCCAGAUUUCCAGGGAAUUUACCCCGGAAAAAAGAAAUUCUCAUGGCCCGUUUAAACUGAGGGGGAAAAGGUGGGAAAAUUCUGAGUUCAGCUCUUGGGAAGGGCGCAUUUUUAUUUUCUCUUGCGGGCGGCUCCUUGGCUUGGCUGGCCACGGGACGGGCAAGGUUUUGUGCUCCUCACCCAGGAAUUUUCUUGCGAAAUCUCCAACUUUCCCCUGCGUUUCGGGGGAAUGGAAUGAGAGGAGAGGCUCUUUUUUCUUUUUUUUUAUCAGCUGGGGGAUUUAGGGCUGGGAAGGCGGCGGGGUCGGGAAUGUGCGCGGGGGGGAAAAGGCGAGCGGCGAGCGGCUCGUGGCCACCAGAAAGCCCCGGGUGGGAGCGCGUCCCCCCCGCGCCACGAGCCGCUUUUAAUGUCAGCCACUUUUAAAAUCAAUUCAUGCAGAAGCUUCACAGCUGUAGGACAUUUACUAUUAUUGCCACGCUUUUCAUUGCCCGUAAUUAUUAUAAUUAUAUGUCACUUUCAAUAUGGCGCAUCAUUCCCAAUGAGUUGCAGGCGAGCAACGCGAAAUUCCUAAAGUGCCUCGGAAGGAGGAAAAAAAAAAAGUAAAAAAAAAAAAUUAAAAAAAAUGAGAGACAGAGAAAAGGAAAGAGAAAAGGAAAGAGAAAAGGAAAGAGACGGAGAAAAGGAAAGAGACGGAGAAAAGAGAAGAGGGAGAGGAAGAAAAGGAAAGCAAUGCCCGAAAAGCUCAGCUCGUGGCCAGCCUUCUCCCCGCUUUCCGAGCGCUUUUGCUCCCCGGUGUUCCUUGCGGGUCAACAAACGGGAAGGAAAACGCAGCUCAAGGCUCAAGGAGGACGUGGAACUGCUCGGGAGCAGGAACAUCCUAAAAAUCAGCCUUAUCGACCAUUCCCACCGGCCGGAUUUCGCCUCUUUUUCCUCUCUCCCAUCCGUUUUUCCCCAGUUUUUUUCCCCCCUCCAGAACUGGGACGCGAGCUCCUGGCCGAAGCAACCUCGACUUUUCCGCCGAGAAACCGCCCCAAAACCACGCUGAGCUCCUCGCCACCCCUCCCAACUGCGGACACCCAGCGAGGCCUCCCAAAACCUCAUCCCGAACUUCUGCGGCGCCUUCCCAGCGCCACAAACCCCGAGCCUCCUCCAGAGCCCCCCGAGCCCGGGGGGCGCCGCGCCCCCUCCUCCCUCCCCACCGCGGCUGGCCGCAUUUUAUUUUAUUUUUUUGUAUUUUUCUCAUUUUUAGCGAAGCGGGGCCGAGCUGGGGGUGGCGGGGGGGGGUCGAUUUUUGUUCUUUUUUUGGGGAGAGGAGGGGGCGGCCCGGGGUGCGGCGCGGCGGCGCGGCCGGCAGGUGGCGCGCUCAGCCCGGGCGGGGGGCGAUGGCGGCCGCGGAUUUGGGGGCGACUUCGGGCCUGGAGCGGCUCCGCGCUCGUCAUUAUUUGUAACCAUAGAGCAUGAAUUACCUCUUGAGGUCAUCAGUGAGAAUUUACGACUGGUCAACAAAAGCACGUGACGCCCAAACGCACCCCCCACCCUCCCCCCAUAUUUGGCCGCAUACAUAGCAAAAACGAAGUACAGUGCAUUGCUAUAAUUCAUUAAUACAUCAUAAAUCGUCAAGCACGGGGUUAUAACGACCACGAGCCACAAAUCAAGCCCUCCAAAAUAACCCAAAUGAGCUCUUACUUUGUAAACUCGUUCUCAGGGCGCUACCCAAAUGGCCCCGACUAUCAGUUACUAAAUUAUGGGACCGGCAGUUCCAUGAACGGUUCUUACAGAGAUUCAAGCACCAUGCAUUCCAGCUCUUAUGGCUACAACUACAAUGGGAUGGACCUUAGCAUCAACCGCUCAGCCUCCUCCAGUCACUUUGGGGCUGUGGGCGAGAGCUCCCGCGGUUUCCCUUCUCCAGCUCAGGAGAGCAGGUUUAGACAGGCGUCCAGCUGCUCCUUAUCUUCUCCCGACUCCCUGCCCUGCUCCAACAGCGAGAGCCACGGCGGCAAACCCGCCCCGUCCCCCUCCGAGCCGGCUCCGGCUGCCAGCACCACCAACACAAAUUUCACAGAACUAGACGAGACCAGCGCGUCCUCGGGAGCCGACGAGGGCACUCCAAUAAGCAGCAGCAUCCCCCGAGCGCAGGCAGAGCCCAUCGCGACCUCCACGGCAGCGACAGAAGGGCAGGCACCUCAGAUAUUCCCUUGGAUGAGGAAACUUCACAUUAGCCAUGACAUGACUGGACCAGACGGGAAGAGGGCGAGGACAGCGUACACUCGCUACCAGACCCUGGAGUUGGAAAAGGAAUUCCACUUCAAUAGAUAUCUCACCCGCAGGAGGAGAAUAGAGAUCGCUCACGCGCUCUGCCUCUCCGAGCGCCAGAUCAAAAUCUGGUUCCAGAACCGGCGGAUGAAGUGGAAGAAGGAUAACAAACUGAAAAGCAUGAGCCUGGCCUCGGCGGGCAGCGCCUUCCAGCCCUGAGACCCCCCAGCCCGGGAGAGGAGGACGAGGGGAAGAGGAAGACGAGGAAGAGGAGGAGGCGGGCGAGAAAAAAAAAAAAAAAUUAAAAAAAAAAUCAAACCAACCCCAAAAACGCAACAAAAGCCCCGAGUGAAUGAUGAAAUAAAGUGAAAUAAAUGAAGGAGCGGCCGCAGGUCUGCAGUUCGGGAGGGCUGUGCACCUCCUGCUCGGCGUGUGGCUGACUGCUCCUAAAAGCAGCUCCUGGGCUACCCUGAGCCAGGGCUCCGCUCGUGGCGUGCUCUCUGUUGGAAGUUUUUUUUGUUUUGUUUUGUUUUGUUUGCUUAAGAAAAAAAAUUAAAUUUUAUUUCCAGAUGCUCCUCCUGCUCUCGUUGUUCUUCUAAAUGUCUGUGUCCGUGCUCUCUUGGUGCUUUCUGGAAAGCUAGCAUGUGUUCUGUGAGCCCUUUGAAUGUUAUAACUUAUUUAUAAAUCCAGAACAGAUACGGUUGUUGGUUUAUUUGUUGGGAUUUUCUUCCCUUUUUUUAAAAUUUUUUUCUCCACCCUUUUUUUUUUCCGAGUUUCCUGCUCUUGGGUGAGUUUUUCUCUGCCCAAGCGAAAAUCGGGGGUUCCUGCACUACAGUCGCAGAGAAAAAGUCUUUAAAAACCAACAAAAAUAUAAAAAAAUAGGGAAAAAAAAAGAAAAAAAUAAAAAAAAAAAAAAAAGAAGCAGCUCUUGUAUCUUUCUGUCUUAAAAUUGUCCAGUCUGUGUUUUAGUCCAAACUCCAGGCCAGGAUUUCUAAUCCCAGCCUAAUUCCAAGGCGUACUCUUAGACGUGGGUGAACUUCACUAUUAAAAAAUUGAUAAUAAUAAUUAAUAACUCAGAAAAAAAAAGAGAAAAAAAAUAAAAAAAAUCUGUAUAAAAGCGGAGAGCGACGCUGGAGCGCUCUGCUGUUUGUAAAUAUUAGAAAUAUUUCUGCCGUGAGUAAUAGCCGGGUCGUAGUGGGCAGAGUGAAUGCGGUGUUCUGUGUAAAAAUGGCAUCUGUCAUGUCUAGCAGCCGGGUAGUUCUUGGCCGAGAAGCUUUUUGUAUUUGUUUGUAGCUUUACUCGAAGUCAAAUAAACGUUUUCCCCGACUCA